Molecule: messenger RNA, 1397 nt
Organism: Mycena citricolor
Lineage: Eukaryota; Fungi; Basidiomycota; Agaricomycetes; Agaricales; Mycenaceae
Source: the annotation of a GenBank genome assembly
CUCAUUCACACAUUCUGACCGGCAGCAUGGACGACGACGACCACAACACUAUUCCGUUUUCCCUAGACGACCUUGUGUCUCCAGAAAACGUCGAGUUCGACAUGAUGAAGAGAGUGUUCUUUUGGGAUGGACCCAUCCGUGCUUCUCUCCUGGAGCACGGAUACACACUGAACACAUUCGAAAACCUCGACACGAUCCAUCAGUCUGAACCAGAGGAUCGCGUCUGCUUUACGUCUCCCACGUUUUCAUGUUCCCCCGGUUUUCCUGCCGACCAACGAUUCGCCUUCAUUGAGAGUCCCGGACCGGAGUACGAGGGUAUCGAUCGAAUGGAGGAAAAGCCGUACAUGGCGCGAUCGUCUGGGAAAGUGUUCUUCGGCCAAGAGACCGCUUGCCACGAGCACCACGUUGCGUUCAAGCUUGUGCGCGACGGCAGUCCUGAGCACAGGGCUCUGAAGCUGCUCAGUAUGCACAAAGUGAUACGAGGCCUGGUCCCUGUCCUGGAGAUUCUUCCGUUCCGAGGGCAUUGGGUCGCAGUGAUGCCCCGCUGGGAUGAAGGGGUUGUUUCAAGGAACCUUUGGCCAAAGACCGUUCGACAGACUUUGGACCUCUUUGAGGACCUUCUUUCGGGACUUUCCUUCCUUCACGAACACCGCAUUGUUCACCGGGACAUCGGCGGGUUCUUCAACAUCCUCAUCAACCACCUUGCUUGUCGGCACUACAAACAUGACAUCCCCUCCCGCCGUGCUAUGCUUGCCAACAACCAGAUCAAAACGGCACUUUUUGACUACAACUUAUUCUACUACGGGAAGCCAACGCCGCCGGUUGAUAUCUGUCUGGGAGAAUAUCAAUUCAACCCUUUCGCGUUGGACGUUUACUCCCUCGGGAGUGAUUUUAAAGCAUUGUUUCAUCACUUCACACCCAUCGCUCCUCUGCUGGCUCCUGUGAUUGACGGCAUGGUCCAUUGGCGCGCUGCAUCCCGUCUCACGGCUUCUGAAGCACUCAAACUUCUGCGCUCAAUGCGACAAGAGUAUGAUUCCGAAGUGGGUGAUCUCCCUACUCCUGCGCGGGACCAUUCCCAUGGAAGACGCAAAAUUGAUUUAUGGCAUGACCUGCCGCCCAAGUUUGUCAAACGUUGGAAACAUCUACGAACGCCCCCACAGCCAAUGAUCCGUCAUCUUAUGGCUCGUCUGUGCUCGCCAUGGUAUGUCGCAGGUUUCGUUCGGUUACUCUUCGACAAUGGUAAAGUCCUUGCGUUCAAUUCUUUCAUCUGCCUUGACCCAAACGCUGGCCGGUUGAACUACUUCUUCUGCGGCCGACAAGACGACCCGGAUUAUAACUCGAGUCCCGGCCGGGAGAGUCUUGCGCAAGACUUUCUUAUCGGGUGCUUGAUAAUAUAA